Molecule: messenger RNA, 2724 nt
Organism: Seriola aureovittata
Lineage: Eukaryota; Metazoa; Chordata; Actinopteri; Carangiformes; Carangidae
Gene: cth1
Product: cysteine three histidine 1
Exons: 2
Coding region: 804-1793 (329 amino acids)
Molecular function (GO): metal ion binding; mRNA binding
Source: RefSeq, a predicted model, not a curated record
CUAUCUAUCUAUCUAUCUAUCUAUCUAUCUAUCUAUCUAUCUAUCUAUCUAUACGCAGACACACACAGCAGAGGUGGGAUCAAACAGUGGCCUUGUGACCUUAUUAGGUCUUAUAAUACAUCCAUGCUUAGCUUUUACAGUAUAGUACAUUUUACAGCACAUUUACCCCUUUUAUCAUGACUAACAGUAAAUUGACUAAAAAAAUUUCUUUUUAAAUGCUUUAUCAUACAAAACAUUUUCCACUUUAUCUUAUUAAAACAAUUAAACAUUGAAAUUGGAGGAAACAAUCAUAGCUUAUUUAUACAUUUUUACAUAGUAAAAUAUGAACAAUACAUACAAAUAAAAUGAACACAAUAAAAGGAAAUAAAUGCCACAUAAAAAUAAGGACGAUGGAACACAAAUAAUGAAAACAAGUAUUUCGAAAGGACCAAAGGACUGAUAGUAAAUACUUUACACUAACUGGAUACAAAUGCAUGAACAUGAACGCACCAGCACACAGAUGUAAGCCAGCUGCUAAUCUGAUUGGAUGUCCCCAGACGCCCCUCUGACGUCAGCUCGAGCACACCUGAUGCUCAUUGAUCCUGAAGGCGGGAGCUAAGAACCGGUUUAAAAGACAAACGCGGACAACCGUUACGUCGCUUGUGACUCCAUAACAGAGCGGGAGUGUUAGGGUCCCUGCCGCCUCACAAACACACGGUUUUUACUGUAGCUCAGCGGGUCCUCUGGUUCUCAGAGCGGUUGUACAGGCUGUUUUCCCGCCGGGGCUGAAGUCACAACAAGCAGCUGUUCACCUGCCUGCGGCCAUGUUCGAGACCAGUAGCGACGACUUGUUCCUGCCUUCCUGCCAAGAUGAGGAGCUGGUUGACAACCUGCUGUCAACUGAGGAUUUGGAUGGCGAUGGCGGCAGUGGUGGAGGAGAAUGCAGUCUCUCCCUAGCUAAGGCCCUCCUUCCCCUGGUAGAGUCCUCCUCCCCUCCCCUCAUCCCCUGGGUCUGCUCCACCCGCUACAAGACGGAGCUCUGCACCAGCUACUCUGCUACUGGGUUCUGCAAGUACGCAGAGCGCUGCCAGUUCGCCCAUGGCCUCAACGAGCUCCACGUUCCGUUCCGCCACCCGAAGUACAAGACGGAGUUGUGUCGUAGCUAUCACACGACUGGCUACUGUUACUAUGGCAGCCGCUGCCUGUUUGUCCACAGCCCCACUGAGCAGCGGCCUGCCCUACGCCGCCGCAGGAACGUCCCCUGCCGCACCUUCCGCUCCUUUGGCGUUUGUCCAUUUGGUACUCGCUGUAACUUCCUGCACGUCGAGGGUGGAGAUGUUAACGGCAGUCUGGAGUCUCCUGAUGUUGGCGAGGAGAAGACUCCAUCCAGUCUCAGCCACCAGCUCCAGCCACAGACCAAGGAGUGGAGGCCUCGAGGAGCUCUAUGCCGCACCUUCAGCUCCUUCGGGUUUUGCCUUUACGGCACACGCUGUCGCUUCCAGCACGGCCUCCCCAGCAAGAUCAAAACGCCAGACCAGCAUCAAGGAAGAGCCCUCCACCCUCAGCAAUCUCUCUGCAGUUCAGGUUUACCUUCCCCCACCUCCCCCUUCACCUCAACCUCGUCGAACUCUUCAACCUCCUCCUCUCCUCCAUCAACCUCUCCUCUGGCCACCCCGCCUGCAGAGGUCACGGCCCACAAUGCGUUCACCUUCUCCAGCCAGCACCUGAGUGACCUGCUGCUGCCGCUGGCCCUCCACCUGCAGCAGCUGGAGAGCAGCAAGGCCCAGGAGAUCUGGGACAACAGGGCGGUGUAACUGCAUGUGGUCGUAGUCUGAACCAGCAUCAGCACUGAACUGCACAGCUCAAUUAAAUCUUUUUUUUUUCUUGUUUUUUUUAUUAUUUUUAUUAUUUUUUUUUUUUAUAUAACCUUUCCUUCCCAAGGACAUUUUAUUUUAUUAUAUGUAUUUUUUUAAAUUUGCAGUUUGACUGUCUGUCAGCAGGUCAAGCAGGCCUUGAACUGUUCAGUUCUACUUCAGACAUCUCUAUUUCUGAACCUAGUCAAUGCCUCCAGGUUCAGCUAUGAGUGUAAUUUUUUUUUUUUUUUUUUUUUUUUUUAAACUAUUGUACAUACUUUAUUAAUAAACUUAGUAAAGAGAUGUCUGACCUCAGCAUCAUGAAUAAACAAUUUUAAUCUCUAACCCUCUUGUUGUGUUUUUAAUGCAAGUCAGCUUUGUAGAUUUUCAGCACUGUUUAUACUUGACAUCUGCUUGUGCAACAAGGUGACAGUGCUGUUGUUGGAGGUUGAGGCAAAGAGACUUAACUACAAAGGUGAAAACCAAGAUAACUGGGGCAACUAGCAGCAAAAUGGACUCUGUACUUACAGUGAGGUUUUAAUACUGUGCUGUGUCCCUCUCCUGUUUCAAUAUGACCAAAGUCCAGCUCCCUUAGUGUUUUCCCAGUUUGGUGUGGAAGAACUUGACUGGUCUGCACAGCCCUGGGUUGAACUGGAACAUGGCCUGUGAUCUAAGGCUGAAGAGCAAAAUUCAACAUCUAGAUUUUAGCCUGAACCAAGAAGUGUUGAGGCUAUUGUUGCAGCGCAUUAAUUGUCUUGAAAUGAGAGAUUCCAGUUGAUCACUAUUUUAAUCAUUUUCAACUAGACUGACCAACAAUGAUAAACAUUUCCCUUUUUAAUUCUUGGGUGCCGUUGCAUGUAAACCAUACAUCCCUCCAGCCAAGAGGGCGGAC